Lampris incognitus (smalleye Pacific opah) is the source of this 3932-nucleotide messenger RNA. RefSeq names its product mitogen-activated protein kinase kinase kinase 14a (gene map3k14a). Gene Ontology annotation, biological process: protein phosphorylation; positive regulation of canonical NF-kappaB signal transduction. The coding region runs from base 177 to 2774 and encodes 865 amino acids. NCBI's taxonomy places the organism in Eukaryota, Metazoa, Chordata, Actinopteri, Lampriformes, Lampridae. The record is from RefSeq and is a predicted model, not a curated record. The transcript is spliced from 17 exons. Gene Ontology annotation, molecular function: ATP binding; protein kinase activity.
CACGGAGAACACAGCAGACACGACUUGAGAACCAGAAUCUGAACAGUGACCGAGUGGGACGAUGGAAAACCGCACUGCGCCGUUGUAGACAUUGAAUUAUUUGAAAAAACAAAACAAAAAACCCGGAUACCCAGAAGACAGGGAAAACAGCAGCUCAGACCGGCCUCUCAGAUGAGAUGGCGGUGAGGCAGAGGCUUUUCAAUUCGACCGCACCGUUCUCCGGGUCACCCCAAGCCAAGUUGAAGGGAUCUUACCAAAGCUGCCCCAGCCCAGACCAGGGGACAGAGGAGGAGAGGGAGGAGGGGAAGGAAAGUAAAAUGGACUUCAUGACAUGUUAUCCUAUUCUAAAUAAAUACCUGACGCAGGGGACUGCAGAGCAAGUGGGUGAAGAACCGCUGAAAAACUCAACGUUUAUUGCGCAGGCGGAAUGUGAAACGCAGGACUCCCAAGAGUUUAGCCCUUCCUGUCUGGAACGCUCCUAUGUCCUCUCCCCGAACUGCUUCACUAGCAGGUUGUCCUCAGAGCACAACAACGUGGCAUGCCCGACAACAGCCUCAGUCCAGGAACCCAACGGCUCCCUAAUGCCGCCAGCCCCGAAGAAGAAGGCUCGUAAGAAACAAAAACGCAAGGAGAAGAAGAAGGAGGAGAAGAAGUUACGGCAGCGACAGAGGCAUCGAGUACCUUCUGGGGUCCCUGAACAAGAGAGCGGCAGAUCUACAGUCCAAAUCCAGGAGGCAGUGUCCGAGUGUAUCAGCAAUUCUUCCUGCAGCGGCAGUGUUGAGAGUUCAGAAGUGCUGGACACAGGCCCUCCUCUCUCCUAUGUUGGACAGAUCUACUGUAGGGGCCCUGGCUGCCCAACCCUGGGCUGGGGUGACCAGGUCUGCGACCCCCUCUCCGAUCUUUCUUCCUACGGGUCGGAUAGCAACACAGACUCCUCCCUCAGCAGUGGGGGAGACUACACACUGGCUCUCGCUGGGCUCAGGGGAAGCGUGAGCCAGGGUGAUCCGUGCUACGCGGGCCCCUUUUUCAAAGAUGUUGAGCGAGAUGUGUGGGAGGAUGAAGAGGAGCUCUCACAGUCUGAUUCUGUCAUCAAUGAGGGUAUCAUCUUUUACAAUGAGAAAAUUCAGCCGGUGGAUUCUGAAUACAGGGAGGGGCGGGAGUACAUCCUCUCUCAGUUUAUCAAGGAAGGCUCGUACGGUGAAGUGCACAGUGCUCGAGAUGUCAACACAGGCUUCAGAUUCGCAGUGAAAAAGAUACCUUUAAAGAGUUUCAGCAGUGAGGAGGUGGGUGCGUGGAGUGCCCUCAAGUCUCCUCGUGUGGUGGAACUCUUUGGAGUGGUCAGAGAGGGGUCUUACGUCAUCCUACUUAUGGACUGCAAAUAUGGCUCCCUGGGUCAGUUGAUAGUGGAAAGGGGCCGGCUGCCUGAGGACCUGACUCUCCAUUACCACUGGCAAGUCACGGGAGCGCUAGAAUACUUGGUGAAGAGAAGAGUGGUACACCUAGAUAUAAAGGCUGAUAAUGUGUUGCUGUCAGAGGAUGGUAGAGACACCUUCCUGUGUGACUUCGGACAUGCAGAGAGACUUGACAGUCAAGGACUGAGCCUCAGUGGGUCUAAAGAUAUGAAAGGCACAGAGACCCACAUGGCCCCCGAAAUUGUUAAAGUGCAACCCCGUGGAGCCAAAGCAGAUGUGUGGAGCAGCUGCUGUAUGUUACUGCACAUGCUCAAUGGGUGUCAGCCUUGGACACGGUACUACACCUGUAGACUCUACCUUAAGAUUGCCAAUGAUCCUCCACCUCUGAGAGAGAUCCCACCUGACUGUAGUCCUCUCACAGCUGACGUUAUAAAAGCAGGUCUUCAGAAGGACCCCGUCAAGAGAGCGUCUGCGUCCGACCUCAAGCAAAGGACUGCCAAAGCUCUGAGUGAGGUGGGGGGGCUCACUAGCUCCAUCAGAGGACCCUACAGAGAUCCCCUGCCUCUCAUUGACAAACAUCCUCCCUGCUCCCAGCUGCAGUGCGCUAGCAGAGCCAACUCUGAGGAAGAACAACAGUCAAAGUUUGGAGGAAAAUUUAACUCAGGGAAGGGGAGUAAGAUCCCAGAGGAAGAGGAAGAGGUGGUAGUGGUGGAGGAUAAAAAUAUCAAAAAUAAUUCUGAACAAAGCUCACCAAUCAGUCUACAAAUGCUCAUCCUUGAGGGACCCAACCACAAGGCUGGCAACAUCAGCACCGCCGUUUCUGAACUUGAACUGCGCAAACUUGAGCGAGAUUUCUACCUGAGCAGCCUGUCUCAGCUACACUCAGCUGAGAUGCAGGAACAGCUCCUGUCAUGUCUCAGCAGUGACUGUUAUACCACCUGGGAACCAUGGGACAAAAAGGACUCAGGUCGUUGGUCCAUCAGCCCAGGAGAUGACCUCAGUUCUGGUGUGUUCUCCUAUAACAGUCAGCCAGACGGACAAUUGUUCAGCAUGGACUGGCUGGGUCACACACAGCUCCCACCACCCUGCUGUUUUGAGGGCGUGGAUGUUUGCAUCAGAGACUUCAACAGGAAAAGCAUCCGUAUCAGAGAGACUCGCCGGGUCAAGGUGGGCCACAUCGCCACCGGAAUCAGUGACCAGAUCUCUGAGAGGGUGUUUACCUUGAAGACCCAAGAGGGCCAGCAGGUGGCUCAUGAUGCCGAGGUACAGGAGUCAGGGCUGCAGUUGUGCUGUGUGUCGGCGCCUGACUUUAGCCCCUCCUGGAGGUGGAGGAUCAGAGACGGAGUACUGGAAACCAGAUAGAGCCAACAGCUGUCACAUCUAUCUGCCCCAAUAUUCCCUACCAUGGAGCCAUGAUACCUGCUGUAUGCUAUACUAUGGUUGAUAUUUGCUUCAAAAUCCUUUUGUGGUCAUUGUAUUUCUAUUGAGUUACCAUGUUUUUAUCAGGAAAAUACCUCUCAAAUCUUCUUUAUGCAUGCUCAGUAAUCAAGGUAGGAAAAUCCAGGCAUGAUUAACAAAAUUUAGACCUCUUCAGUCUCCUGAAGAGGUCACUUAGAUUGAUGAAACGUUUCUCUCUCAAUAAAUGAGUCUAGAUGAACUGAUACAACUUUCUGUGAUCUCUCAAAUCUAUUUUUAAUGUGCCUGUUUAUUUUAACUUUGGGGUUGCUGAGUAGUUAGCUGUAGCACAUAAAACCUCUUUAAAGCACUGAGCUUAUGUAACCACGUGGUUGUUUACAUCUGCCUCCGGGUUGAAGCGUUCUUGAUGUGAACUCAUUAAAAAGAUAAACUGGACUAUGUUGCUGAACAGAUAGUUACUGACUACUCUAGUUAAGCUGAAUAAAUCUCAACAGCCUGUUGCAUUAAGCUGUUGUGUUCGGUAAUUCUGAUAAGAGUCUACUUUUUUUUUUUUCUUCCCCGUUUUUCUCCCCAAUUGUACCCGGUCAAUUAACCCACUCUUCUGAGUCGCGCCGGUCACUGCUCCACCCCCUCUGCUGAUCCGCGGAGGUAUCCAGACUACCACGUCUCCUCCGAUACAUGUGGAGUUGCCAGCCCGCUUCUUUUCACCUGACAGUGAAGUGUUUCACCAGGGGGAUGUAGCACAUGGGAGGAUCACGCAAUCCCCCCCCCCCCCAGUUCCCCCUCACGACUGACCAGAGGAGGUGCUAGUGCGGCAACCAGGACACAUACCCACAUUCGGCUUCCCACCCGCAGACACGGCCAAUUGUCUCUGUGGGGACCCCUGACAAAGCCGGCGGUAACAUGGGGAUUCGAACCAGAGACCCCUGUGUUGGUAGGCAACGGAAUGGAGCGCUACACUACCAAGAUGCCCAACGUCUUCCUUAUUUGAGAUUUGUCUGUCAUCUUUCUUCCUGCUUAACAACUGCUCACAUUUUGCGAAUGACCAGAACAGUGGUGAGUACUCCUGCCAAGAACACCCCAACAGUUUGCCAAGUGGGAGUA